Magnolia sinica is the source of this 3070-nucleotide messenger RNA. Its product is annotated as filament-like plant protein. NCBI's taxonomy places the organism in Eukaryota, Viridiplantae, Streptophyta, Magnoliopsida, Magnoliales, Magnoliaceae. Bases 799 to 2823 code for a protein of 674 amino acids. The record is from RefSeq and is a predicted model, not a curated record. The transcript is spliced from 4 exons.
UUAUUUUUUUCAUCUGCAUUUUUAGUUUCUACUGACAUUCUACAGGAAUUUUAUACUUUUUUCUUUAUUUAUUUUUUCUAAUCAGUAUCUUACUUGUUUUGUUUGCUGAGGUUAUUUGUUUUGCUUUUGAAUUUUUCUAUUAUUAUUUUUUUUCUUUCUUGGGUUUUUGGAAUGAUGGGUUUUGCUUUGAUGGGUCCUUCUCUUUUGGCAUUUUGGUAAUGGGUUUUGAGUUUUAUGCUGUAUUUUUCUAUUUUUGUUUGUUGAUUCUUCUUUCUUGGGUUUUGGGGGGAUUGGAUUUUUGUUGAUGGGUGUUUGUCGUUUUUGGAUUUUGAGAAAUGGGUUUUUGUUAUUUUCCAGUUUUAUGGGGUUUGGUUUGAGGGUUUUGUGUUAGGUGUUUGAAUACAAAUCAAUGUGAUAUAAAAAAAAAAAAUUUUCUGAAUUUUUUAUUGCUUUUCUUUUACCUUUUUGGUUUUUAAAAAGGUUGCAUUUUGUUGAAGUUUGGAUGGUUUUGGGGUGGAUUUGAAGCAAAGUAGAUAGGGAGAACAAUGAGUCCCUUUUUUACACAGUUCUGAGGUUUUGGAGGAUAGGCAGUGUAUUUUUUGAGGAAAUAACAGAUUCAGAGAGAUGGGUUUUCUUUAAUUCUAUUUAUUUAUUUUUCAUUGUUCUCUGUUUCGAGAUCAGCGGUUGCAAUGUUGCUUGCUUUUGUGUGGGGUUCUUUGGUGAUCUUUGGUGGAAUGGGGGGUAAUGUGUUUGUGCAGAUGAAAUUGGAGUGAAGGCAUUGGGCAUUUGGAUUGUGAGAUGGACCGUCGGAGUUGGCUGUGGAGGCGGAAGUCCUCGGAGAAAAGCCCAGGGGAGACUGAGAGCUCGGGGUCAGUGUCUUCUCAUUCGGAGAGAUUUUCGGACGAUCAGGAGGCAUCACGUGCAUCUCCAAAUCAUACUCGAUCACCGGAGGUUUCAUCGAACCAUGUAGGAAAUGAAGUGCACGACAACAUGAAGAAUUUGACUGAGAAGCUAUCAGCUGCUCUUUCGAACAUUAGUGCCAAAGAGGAUUUGGUGAAGCAGCAUGCCAAAGUUGCUGAAGAAGCUGUUUCAGGCUGGGAAAAGGCAGAAAAUGAAGUGGUGGCUUUGAAGCAGCAGCUUGAAGCUGCAGCACAAAAGAACUCAGCCCUUGAAGAUCGAGUGGGUCACCUUGAUGGCGCCCUCAAGGAAUGUGUGAGGCAGCUCCGACAGGCAAGGGAGGAGCAAGAACAGAAGAUCCAUGAUGCAAUCAUAAAGAAGACCCGUGAAUGGGAAUCUGCCAAGUUCGAGCUUGAGAGCAAGCUCACUGAGCUCCAAACCCAGCUAGAAACAUCGAAAGCAGAAGCCAGCGCUGCAUCAGUAGAUCAUGAGCUCCGGCCGAAGCUUGAAGCUGCACAGAAAGAGAACUCAGCUCUCAGGCACGAGCUCCUCACUCAGGCAGAGGAGCUCGAGGUCCAGACUCUGGAGAGGGAGCUGAGUACCCAAGUGGCAGAAACGGCUAGCAAGCAGCAUCUGGAGAGUAUAAAGAAGGUGGCUAAGCUUGAAGCCGAGUGUCGUAGACUACGAGCUGUGGCCCGGAAGGCAUCCCCAGCCAACGAUCACAAGCUUGUCACUGCAUCCUCAAUUUAUGUGGAAUCGCUCACGGACAGCCAAUCUGAUAGUGGGGAACGAAUGCUUACAAUCGAGUCAGAUAUUCGCAAGAUGGGCAGCAUGGAGUCAAAUGAGUGCGAGCCGAGCUGCUCAGACUCAUGGGCAUCGGCUCUAAUUGCUGAACUCGAUCAGUUCAAGAACGACAAGGCUGUCAGUAGGAGCCUCACGUCUGCUUCCAUAAACAUCGACCUCAUGGAUGACUUCCUUGAGAUGGAGAGACUGGUGGCAUUGCCCGAGACAGAUAAUCGUAGCCGUGGAUCAGAUGUUGGGCCUGUUCUGGACCAACCCAAUAGCCGGAUCGGCUCAUUGAGGGACGAGCUUGAAGCCAUGGUUCAGAAGACUACAGAAUUGGAAGAGAAACUACAGAGGAUGGAAGACGAGAAGGUGGAAUUAGAGAUGGCUUUCACUGAAAGUCAAGGUCAGCUUGAGACGUCAAGGAGUCAACUGUUGCUAACUGAGCAGAAGCUGGCAGAGCUGGAAAGGCUGCUGGUUUCAGCUAAUGAGUUGAGGCAAGCUGCCGAAGUAGAAGUGGAUGCUGUGAAUGCAAAGAGAAAGGCAACAGAGUCGCAGCUUGAAGCUUUGGAUGCAGAGGUCCAGACACUGCGUGUCAAGGUUGGUUCAUUGGAGGUAGAGGUCAAAGAAGAACGGGCAUUGUCGGCGGAAAUUGCAGUAAAGUGCCAGAAUUUGGAGGAUGAGCUAUCAAGGAAGAAACGUGAAGUCGAGCUUCGGCGGGCCGCCAGCUUGAACGAUGAGCUAAAGAUAAAACAGGAGAGGGAGCUCGCUGUAGCUGCCGGCAAGCUCGCAGAGUGCCAACAGACAAUCGCCUCUCUCGGGCGGCAGUUGAAAUCGCUGGCAACCUUAGAGGACUUCUUGCUUGAUCCUGACAUGCCAGAGCUCAAUGGUGGAUCACCCGUUCCUAGAGGCAUCGAGCAAAAGAAAUCACGCUCUAAUGAUACGUACGUUUCCAAAAAUGAAGCUGAGUCAUCGAAAACCAAUGAUGGUGCCGGUGCUUCUCCGAAUGGUAUAGAUACGGAUUCAACACCAUCGUCAUCCUCAUCCUCUUCAGCUAAUCAUGGCCCGGAGAAAAGUAGAAAAUCAUUUGGUAAACUCUUCUCUCGUAGUAAGAACGGUACUAGUCAUAUAGAAAUUCAGUGAAAAGGAGAAAUGAAAAUCUUUGGUUUUCAUUUCUUUUUCUUUUUUUUUUUUUUUUUUUUCUUUUUUUAAAUGUGGUAAAAAGAGGGGCGGAAAAACAUAUGGUAUCAGCUGAGUUGCUGAUUGAUUGGUGGUUAGAGGGUGAUUUGUUUUGAGGUGAUCUUUGGAUUGGUCGGCAGAUAGAAAAUGAAGAUUGGAAAGAAAGUUUGAAUAUUGAAACUCCACUUGGGUCUAAUCUUAGAUUAUGUUU